AGUGCGAAGAUGAUCUUUCUUCGGUUUAUGAAAAUAUCCAUUGUUUUAAUUUUGAAAAACCUUGCAGGUCCACAGUCAGCAUUCGUUUUGGCAAUGAUUCCGGAAAGCACGCUCAUCCUGAAUCCCAGUGAUGGAAACGCUUAUAGCGUGAAUGAUCCGUUAUGUCCCAUUAUUUCAAUAAGUACAGCUGUUUGUGUUGGUAAUCUCUAUGCAAACAUUCAGCAGCACGGACAUCCAAGUCAAAUGCAGUUCGAUUUCAACAAGCGUAAUCACUGGCUACCAUUUUUCGACCAAACGCUAACUGACAUACAAUCAAUGCAGCCUGAGCAGAUCACAUAUUUCCAAACGGACAGUGAUGCUGUUUUGCAGCUUCGUACCAAUUUGGAGCGUGAAAUUCGGUUGAAAUUUGACAAAAGUCGGCCGUAUGGCAUACCGCAAUGGAACAUACUUGCAUCACGGAUGUUGCGCGAAAGCUUGGCCGAGAUAGAAGCAAAAGCUGAUGGGGAGCAGGAACGGAUUGUUUUAGCGCAACUACCUGCAUCAUACCACGUGAAUGCGGUUGCAUUUCGGCAGAGUUACAGUUCAGCAGAGGAAAUCAUCGAGAGAGUGUUGGCAUUGCGAAUCCAUGAAAACACGGAUCGCAAUGUGCAAUUUGCAUUUGCCAUACAUCUGCAACCGUUUACCAAUAAUAUUUUGUCAUGUUCUGUCGCUGUUGCUGCACUGAAGCCUCUGGUAAAUUAA
This is a messenger RNA of Gongylonema pulchrum, 741 nucleotides long. NCBI's taxonomy places the organism in Eukaryota, Metazoa, Nematoda, Chromadorea, Rhabditida, Gongylonematidae. The record is from the annotation of a GenBank genome assembly.